Chlamydomonas reinhardtii is the source of this 1982-nucleotide messenger RNA. RefSeq lists its product as uncharacterized. Gene Ontology annotation, molecular function: transcription coactivator activity. The transcript has 4 exons. NCBI's taxonomy places the organism in Eukaryota, Viridiplantae, Chlorophyta, Chlorophyceae, Chlamydomonadales, Chlamydomonadaceae. The coding region runs from base 287 to 838 and encodes 183 amino acids. Gene Ontology annotation, cellular component: nucleus. The record is from RefSeq and is a predicted model, not a curated record. Gene Ontology annotation, biological process: positive regulation of transcription by RNA polymerase II.
AUUCCGGCCCCCUCCAUUCUUCAUGGUUCUGGCUCCAGGUCUUCCAAGUCACCUACCCGAGCGAAACAUUGCUUUGGUAUUCCCUUACUUCCUGAGGCUUCCUCAAACUUCAGCACCCAGUCUUACGCGUUGUACUCAGUAAUUUUACAAUUUCUUGAUUUAUGCAGUACACAAUCUGCGUCCUAGUAGUUUGCGCCGGCGACGACUGAAGUUUGGAAGCGAGCGGCAUUUUGGCGGGGCUGCCUUCACUUCGCUGUUCCUGCCCGCGGUCACGGGCCUUAACAUCAUGGCGGCAGCCUCAAAACCUCCACCGAUGACGACCGACAAAAUACAAGACAUGCUGGAGGAGAAUUUCAAGUUCAUUAAAGCCAUUGCCGAGCAGCAAAACUUGGGCCGGGUUCAAGAAGUGCACCAGUACCAGCAGAAGCUGCAGGAGAACCUGAUGCUGCUGGCCGCAGUGGCAGACACCUACUCCAACUCAGCAGCAGCAGCACAGCCGGGGGGAGAAGCUGGCGCAGCCGCACCCGCGGCGGCCACGGCACGACCACCCACCGCGCCUGGAGCGCCGCUGGGGGCACCGGGAGCACCGCCGCCCGCGGCUCCGGCUCUCACACCACAGCAGAUCCACGCGGCCGUGCAGCAGGCACUGGCCAUGAAGCAGCAGCAGCAGCAGCAGCAGCAGCAACAGCCGCAGCAGCCGCAGCAGUCGGCGGUGGCGCAGUACCAGCAACCGCCUCAAGCGGGGCUGCCCAUACCGGGCGGGAUGGCGCCCGGGCAAGGCGCGCCGCCAGGCUUCACGCUACCGGCGCCACCGCCCCUGAACCUAGCCGGGCAGUAGCGGCAGCAGCAGCAGCAGGAGUGGCAGCAGCAGGGGCGCCGGCUCGGGCGGGGGCAGGGACGACGGGCUUGGCCCAAAAAGCCGUGCAGCUGGCAGUCGCAGCAGUAUCGCCUCUGGCAGCUGCCGGCGGGAGGGGCGGUCGUGUGCUGAUGCCGCUCGAGCGCGGCAGGCUGGCCGGCCCGCCGGCAGCAAGCCCGCCGGCAGGCAUGGUCCCGGAUGUGGUCGGGUGAGUGGCACGGCACUGCCUAGCACUGAGCAGUUCGCAGGGCUGGAGGGCAGUGCGCUGCGCCGCAGUGCGCCGUAUGUGUCGGCACGGCGCUCAUCUGUUGCUGGUACAGCCGACGGGCGCCGCGGGCAGGCAGCUGCACGGGCUCCACUGGGGGCGCCAGUCAUCGCACGGGCGAUGCAGCUGGACGCCCCGUAGGGCCCCGUGGACAAGCAUGCAGCGCACACCUGCAGCCGGCAGGAUGCGCUGCGCGUGCGGGAGGGCGGGUGAGGGAAAGGGGAGUCGCGGGCAGCAACACGGCACAGCGUAAUUGCAGCGGCCGGCACUGUCAGGCCGCUGGCAAAUGGUAGGAGAGCUGGGGGAGUGGCUGCGUAGGUAGGGUGAUGCUUAUAUUGACAACUUGCGGCACCAACUAAUGCGGUCGCCAUGUAACAUGGCGGAAAUGGUGGAUCACUCGGUGUGCUUUUGUGACCCACGAAAUGACGACGUUUUGGCGCGGUAUGCUUGUGACUGCUGAGAAAUUAGGGUUGUGGACCUUGCGAGCUUGCCGGCAGGAUGCAAAUUUUCUCAGUUUGAGACGUAGCUGGAGCGAAUGGCUUUGCAAGUUCAUACGAGACUAGGGAGUUGAGCUUUAUGAUGGAGGGUAGGGGCAUGGGCGGGAGUGGGCCGUGCCGAACUCAGUGCCAUGGUGUCCUGCUUCUGGCUGCCACGGCCGUUUUGGUGAAUAUCAUUGACGCAGUUUUGAGCCACUUGACAUACAGGGAUUGCGUCAGUGGCAUCACAGAGUAGCACGAAGCAGUGUUCAAGUGUAUCCAACUACUGCACGCGCUUGCUCCAGCCGUGUUUGCAACACUCGAUCGAGUCAAAGGCCAACUCAGAAAGUCUUACCAAUAUGCAAUCAAUCGCGCCUUCGGGCUA